Molecule: messenger RNA, 1965 nt
Organism: Seminavis robusta
Lineage: Eukaryota; Bacillariophyta; Bacillariophyceae; Naviculales; Naviculaceae
Source: the annotation of a GenBank genome assembly
AUGAAGGCAGAUCCACACUCCUCCAGACAGUGUCCACUUCUUCUAGCUGGAAUGCUGAGCCUUGCUCUGAUUGUGGUGUCGUAUGGGUUUCCUCUUCAGUCGUUAAAACACUCCCACCAUGCUACUAUCGGUAGAAGGAUACACAGCAAUCAUAAUAUUCCUGUCCACAAGAACAACCACAAGAACAAGAGGCAUCACUUUUCCACUCCCACACCCACGCAACUGGACAUGGUCUUUACCAUUUCUCCCGAUUCCAAAGAACUGGAACACUUGUCUACCGUCGACAUGCUGGACCAGAUCUUGGACGAGUGUCUACGAACCAGUGCCCGAAGACCCAUCAUGGUUCAGUUUAACCCAUCUUCCAAGUUCAUUUGGAGACAAUGGAAGGGGACCGUCUUUGCCGAAACAUGGAAAUCAGGCGCCCGACAUGUCGUCUGGGCCGUAUUUGUCUACUUUUUGUUUUGGCGGUAUCCGCAAAUCAAACAGCUAUUUUCGGGAUUUCAUAUUCUAUGGGGACAAUUGCUGUCCGUGACUACCUUCACAUUGACCUUCUUUGUCAAUGAAUCCUAUUCUGUCUGGAGAACCAGCUUGACACGGUGUCGCAUGCUACAAGGACGCCUCAAUGAUUUAGUCAUGGCAUUGGCAGGGUUUGCACGCCGAAUCGAUCACGAUGGGUCCUCACAAUUCACACCCUCCAGUCGCAACGUAUUAACGGUAGUGGGAAGAUACAUUCGAUUAUUUAAUAUUCUCAGCUACGCCAGUUUGACCAGACGACUGCGACCAUUAUUGACACCCCAAGGCAUGCGACGGAUGCAAAAUAGAGGUCUCUUGACGUCCAAGGAACGAAACGUCUUGAAACAAACCACGGCGGUUCCCGCCACCCAAAAACACAAUGCGGUCUUGCUGUGGAUACUGCGAUUGGUCAUUGAUGCACGCAAGGCGGGACACAUCGAUGGUGGAUUUGGAUUUGAACAGCAGCUCAUGGGGAAGAUUCAAGAAAUACGACAACAAGCCAAUUCCAUGGAGAGUGUGUUACGGGGGAGACUGCCAUUUGCCUACGCGCACAUUGUACAAGUGCUGGUGGAUCUCAUUUUGUGGAUGUAUCCUCUCAUGGCAUUUAGUAGUGGCAUGGACAUGUCCUUUCAUUUAGGAUUGUGUGGAUCCAUGAUGUUGGCGUGUUCCUACCAAGGACUCUUUGAUCUAGCCAAGCAAUUUUUGGAUCCUUUCCACAAUGAAAACUUUUGGAAGGGAGAAGAUGCACUGGUGGUGGAAACACUAGUGGCAGAAACCAAUGCUGGUUCCACACGCUGGAUGUACUCUUUGGAUGAAAUGCCCAUUUCAUACAACACGAUCCGGUCGGGACAACUUGAAGACUAUAUCCUACCCGAUGAAGGCUUCUCCAAAGAAGAUGCCGAUGUGGCCAGCGAAGAACGGAAAGAACAGAAACGUCUCGAUCGAGAAAAACGAAAACAGUUGGCUCUGGAAAAGUCCAUGAUAUCAGAAAAGUCCCCGCAACAAAUCUAUGCCGAAGUAGUGGCUGAAGACUUGGUGGCGGUUCAGGAGGAAUUCGAAUCCACAAAAUUGAUCUUGGAAGCGCCUCCCGGAUCUGAUUUUGUUCCUGGGUUGGACGAUAAGAAUGCGACCCUGCCGGUGAUCUAUGAUCCCAAGCUCGAAGAAUCCACGACAUCUGGUGGCAGCAACUAUAGCAACAGCAACAACAUGCCUAUUGAAAAUGUGGAGGAAUGCAUCCCGGCCGAGUGCUUGGAAGUUUUCAUUCACUCGGCAGAGAAAAAGUUGGAAGAAACCAAGGAGAAGAUUGAGAUGGUUGGAAUGCUACACAAUUCGACACAUGCAGCAAUUACACUUCGACGAUGUCAUCAAAGGAACAGAUCUUCCUGUGGCAUCCUGCAAACGACAUGGGGACACUACACUUCAGCUCCCGAGCAAAUCUCUCAUUUUGCUUAG